This is a messenger RNA of Gilbertella persicaria, 5185 nucleotides long. RefSeq lists its product as uncharacterized. The record is from RefSeq and is a predicted model, not a curated record. NCBI's taxonomy places the organism in Eukaryota, Fungi, Mucoromycota, Mucoromycetes, Mucorales, Choanephoraceae. The transcript is spliced from 10 exons. Bases 237 to 5138 code for a protein of 1633 amino acids. Gene Ontology annotation, biological process: microtubule-based movement. Gene Ontology annotation, molecular function: microtubule motor activity; microtubule binding; ATP binding.
AAGCACCGCAUUGGCUGUAUAAAAAAAAGAGAGAAGGGAAAAGUAGCAUUUUUAUUCUGUUGUUUUCACAACUCUCCCCCUUUUUUUUUCUUCUUGUUUAUUCUCAGAUUUAGACUUUGGACCGGGUGUAAACCAAGGAAAGAAAACAUAUAUAUAUAUUGCUCAUCAUCUUUGCUUUGAUCAUCUGAAACGCUUCCUUUUUUUUUAAGCAAUAAUUUAUAUUGUCAAGAGAGAAAAUGAGUGGAGGCAAUAUCAAAGUCGUUGUACGAUGUCGUCCUUUUAAUUCGAGAGAAAUUGCUCGCGGGGCUGUGGGCUUGAUUCGCAUGGAAGGCAAUCAAACGAUUAUCAGUAGACCCCCUGAUCAACGCACUGGAAAGGAAUCAGAAGAUGUAAAGGCAUUUACGUUCGAUAAAUCUUAUUGGUCUGUGGAUAAAAAUCAUCCUUCUUAUGCCGACCAACAAACGGUGUAUAAUGAUUUGGGUGAAGAACUAUUGAACCACGCGUUUGAUGGUUAUAACUGUUGUAUUUUCGCAUAUGGUCAAACGGGUGCUGGUAAAUCUUAUUCUAUGAUGGGUUAUGGUGAAGACAAAGGUAUUACACCUCGUACAUGUUCAGAACUAUUCAACCGAAUCAAUUCCAAUACGGAUCCAAAUCUCACUUAUCGAGUGGAAGUAUCUUAUAUUGAAAUCUAUAAUGAAAAAGUGCGUGAUUUACUGAAUCCUAAAAACAAGGGCAAUUUGAAAGUAAGAGAACAUCCCUCUUUGGGCCCAUAUGUAGAAGAUCUUUCUCGCCUAGUAGUUACUUCAUUUGAUGAUAUUGAACAUUUGAUGGACGAAGGCAACAAAGCACGUACUGUUGCUGCGACCAACAUGAACGAAACAUCUUCAAGAUCGCAUGCUGUAUUCACUUUGUUCUUAACACAGAAACGAUUGGAUGACUUGACUAAACUCGAAACUGAAAAAGUAGCCAGAAUUAGUUUGGUUGAUUUAGCUGGUAGUGAACGUGCCAACAGUACAGGCGCAACAGGCGCACGAUUAAAAGAAGGUGCCAACAUCAAUAGAUCCUUGACUACGCUGGGUAAAGUUAUUGCUGGUUUAGCAGAACAAUCAUCGCUUGAAGGAAAGCGAGGAAAGAAGAAAGAAGCAUUUAUUCCCUAUCGAGACUCUGUAGGUAGUAUGAUUUGUUUUGUCCUCACAUGGCUACUUAAAGAUUCACUGGGUGGUAACUCCAAGACAGCCAUGAUUGCAGCUAUUUCACAAGCAGAUUAUGAUGAAACACUUAGUACACUUCGAUAUGCAGACCAAGCCAAAAAGAUCAAGAACAAGGCUGUUGUGAAUGAAGACCCUAAUGCUAAACUGAUUCGUGAUCUCAAAGAUGAACUUGAACUUCUUCGUGAUAGAUUGCGUACUUAUGCUCCUGAAGAAGUGGAGCAACUUACAGCAACAAGUGUGUACAAAUCAUCUGGAACAAAUCCAAGUACAAGUGCAAGUCGUACAUCAACAACAACAACAACAACAACAACAACAACAACGCCCAAUAAAAAGACACUUGCAGAAUUUGAGAUUACAGACAGUACAGGCAAGAAAAAGAAGAUGUCUAAAGAAGAGAUUGUCGAGCAACUGCAGAGUUCCGAGAAACUAUUGGCCAAUUUAAACGAAAGUUGGGAAGAAAAGCUGAAAAAGACAGAAAUGAUUCACCAAGAAAGAGAGAAAUCACUUAAAGAACUCGGUAUCACAAUUGAAAAGAACGAUAUGGGUGUUUAUACCCCAAAAACAAUACCUUUUAUUGUUAAUUUGAAUGAAGAUCCUCUCAUGUCUGAAUGUCUAAUGUAUCAAAUCAAGCCUGGUAUGACUCGUUUAGGAAGGCAAGAUAGUGAUGUUCCUGCAGACAUUCGUUUGAGUGGCUCAAACAUCCAAGAUGAUCAUUGUACAUUUGAAAACAAAAAUGGUGUAGUGACCCUACAUCCUGGUGCUGAUUCACUGACCAUGGUGAACGGUAUGCGAAUUACAGAACCUAGGCAACUCAAGAGUGGAUAUCGUAUCAUUUUAGGCUAUUAUCAUAUAUUUCGAUUCAAUAAUCCAGAAGAAGUGCGAAAAGAAAGAGAUCUUCAAAAAGUGGCUAUUGGAAACAGCAUGCAUGGUGGAGCUGUGGCAGAAGAUGAAUCGAGGCCUGAAUCACCUUCGACAGACAGUACGAUUGGUUCAGAAGUGAUUGAUUGGAACUAUGCUCGUCGAGAAGCUGUCUUGAAUUACUAUUCAACAGAAGCUAAUUUUGGUGGUCUUAAAGACGAAGAACUAGAAAAGCUAUAUGAUGAUAUAACAAAGAUUCGAAAUUCAAGACGAUCUCGUUCAGAAAGUCGAGCUGAUAAUGACGAUGAUGACUCUUCUACCACAAGAGACUCGUUUAGAAACUCAUCAUCUGCAACAAUGAUUGAAGACGGUCUUGAAAGUGUUUGCACAGAUCUAUCCAUUGCACAAUCAGAUCUGCUAGAAGAAAAGCUAAAACAAGAAAAGGAGCGCAUGCAAAAAGAGCUUGAUAACCAAAAACGACUGUUUGAAGCCAAAAUUCAUCGCAUGUCAAGACAGUUUUCUCAACAGCAAUCUGACUCUGGGCUUAGUCUACCUGUUUAUUCACCACAUCAAAUUGCUUUGAUUGAAAAGACAUUAAGCAAGUGGAGGCAAUUACGAACAGUGGAUAUGGCUGAAGUUGUCCUGACAAAUGCUGUCAUGUUAAAAGAAGCUAACAUCAUCUCCAGGGAACUUGAUAAACAAGUACUGUAUCAAUUUGCAGUCAUUGAAGACGAACCUUUUUCAAACCCACUUUCAUUUUAUGAAGUAACAUCUGCCUUGCAUCAAUUUGAAACGGACGAAGAUACCAGCUUGAUUUCAACACCAAAGCCUUGUGUCGGUGUACGUGUCAUUGACAAAAAGAACCAGGUGAUUUAUGUUUGGUCACUUGAAAAGCUCAAACAACGAUUACACAAGAUGCGCAACCUUUACAACUUUAUGGACAAACCACUUUAUCGAAAACAUUUCAAUUGGGAAGACCCGUUCUUUGAAAAUCCAUGUCCCAAAUACACUUGCAUUGGUGCAGCCUCUGUCUCUGUUCGCAACUUGAUUACUCAACAAGUAUACGAAACUAGUUGUGAGAUUAUUUGUCGUAGUACAGGCCAAAUACGAGGCAAACUGCGUGUGAUUGUUUCACCUAUUGCUAGAUCAGUAGCGAUUCGAAACGAAAGUUCAAGACUCUCUUUACUCUCUCAUUCACAACCUAUCUUUCCUGAAAACAAUGAUUUCACUGAAGACAUUGAUGAAGACAAUGAGGAUAAAGUGGAAGAUCAAGAUCAACAUUCAACACUUCAAGUAGGUCAAAACCUUCUAUUCGAAAUCAAACUAUUGGAGUUCAGUGGCAUUAGUGAAUCAGAAUUUACAGAUGUCCAUGUUCAAUUCAAGCUCUCUUCUUUUGGUGGAUUUCCCUCACACUCGCCUGCGGAAAAGAUUUUUGCUACAGAACUUGCAAAUUACUUUGAAAACAAUCCUGUUCAGUUGGGUUUUAGUCAAACACUCUCAUUGACUGUCACUCCUUCUGUCUUGGAUAUAUUGUCCAAUGGGUUUAUUCCUUUCCAAGUCUUUGGUCAAGCUCAACCACGCGUUUUGACAACAGGCGACCACAUAUCCCUCAAAUCAUCUGCAGGUAGCACGAGUAGCAACAGUGACUUGACUAUUGCCUCUGUGGAACGUAGAUCAGAAGAAGAAUUACUGGCUGCAGAACGGCAUGAUGUUGUUGCUUGGAUUGAAGUGCGUGAACUAUCACCUUCAGGCGAAUACACACCAGUCCAGCUGACAUCCAAGAAUCCAAUGGACAAGGGCUAUUUUACUAUCAGACAAGGUCUUCAACGACGCUUUUGCUUUACUCUCUGUCAUACUUCAGGCCAUCAGUUUGAAUGGACAAAGAUUAGAAAGGCAUCUGUGGGACAUGUGCGAUUGCUCGAUAACAAAGGUCGUAUUUUAGAAUCACCAGCACAAGAAAAUAUUCCUAUCAAGCUAUUGACAAAGCAACAAGUGUUUUAUAAUUCGGAUGGCACCAGUCGUCUAACUGCUCAAGGCGCAUGGGACAGUUCUCAACAUGAAAGUAUCUUUUUAAAUCGAUUGACUGAUCCAAAUAGUCGUGUCAUUUUAAACUUGAGAUGGGAAGUCGAGGCAGAAUGUUGUGAAAAGCCAAUUCAAUUCAAUAUGGAUAUUGCAUUUCAAAUCCAAGGCAGAGACAGAUCGAUUGGUGGUGGUAAAUUUAGUUCGUUUAGAAGACUCUUGUAUUCGGGUGGUAAACAACUCAGCAAAUACAGUAGUGUCUUUCUGGUUCAUCUGAAGCCACCUAUGACAAGAAGACUAAGCCAAUUAUGGCGACUAAAUACAGCUUCUAAACACGUACAUGGUGAAGAAUUCCUUGGUUCAUGGCGCCCCCGAGGCGUGUCUUUGGUGAAUGACUACAAGCAAAUUCAAGAAUUCAUCCAUCGAAAAUUACAAGUGGCCUUCACAAGACAGAUUUUGGACUUGAAGCAAACAGAAAAUGAUACCCUUUUAUCUCCUAAAUCGAUAUCCUCUUCUUCAACAAAAGUUGGUUUAUUGAGUGAAGAUGAAAAACAGGCUUUGUUGAAGCGAGUGAUUGAUUUAUGGGCACUGAAACUUGGCAUAGACAAGGAAAUAGUGAUUAGCCAAGACCCUCCUCCUAUUUUGAUUGAGAAUAACGGAACAUUAACACAAGAGCCGUUGUCAAUAUCAAAGCUGAUUGCCGAGGUGGAAUUAGUGACACAGCCAGCAAACAUUUCAAAAAAGGGAUAUUUAUUAUACCAAGAAGAUGCAGCUAAAGAUUUAUGGGUCAAGCGAUGGUUUGUUAUUCGUAGACCAUACAUUUAUAUCUACUCUGAUGAUACAGAAUCAGAUGAACAAGGUGUCAUCAAUGUAGCUUCAGUGCGUAUCGACUAUAACGAAGCACUGGAACAAAUGAUUCAGCGAGAGAAUGUCUUUGCUCUUUAUACCAAUAACAAUGCUUAUACCUUGCAGUCAGGUACACGUCAAGACAUGAUUGACUGGAUACAACUGAUUGAUCAAAAGUUUCCCGUGGACAAUCUGUUGUCAUAGUCUAUCUCGAGAAUAUUAUAAUAAAGUAUAUAUACCACUCUUCUCUU